AUGUCCGUGUUCGCCUCGACUGCCCGCGGUGCGGCCCAUGUCAGCCGCAUUCAGGGUCUCUACCGCCAGAUUCUCCGCCUCGAGCGCGACUAUGCUCGCGACGUCUUCCAGUGGUCCGAGCGCGCUGUCCUCGUCCGCAGCGAGUUCGAGGCCAACCGCCACCUCGAGCACGCCUACGAGAUCGAGGCCGCCAUCAAGAAGGCCGAGGAGUACCUCGUCAACAAUGCCCACCCCGACCCCUACAAGUGCCCCACCGCCCCGGGCGGCACCAAGUGGGACCGCAAUGCCCCGCCUCCCAUGCACGUCACUCCCCUGCUCUAA
Molecule: messenger RNA, 321 nt
Organism: Fonticula alba
Lineage: Eukaryota; Rotosphaerida; Fonticulaceae
Exons: 4
Coding region: 1-321 (106 amino acids)
Biological process (GO): mitochondrial electron transport, NADH to ubiquinone
Source: RefSeq, a predicted model, not a curated record